Aspergillus calidoustus is the source of this 1514-nucleotide messenger RNA. The record is from the annotation of a GenBank genome assembly. NCBI's taxonomy places the organism in Eukaryota, Fungi, Ascomycota, Eurotiomycetes, Eurotiales, Aspergillaceae.
UUCACAAGUCUCCAUUUCGGCCCCCAAACUGCGGGAGGCCUAAAGAAUUCUAUUCCCACCUGGCAUACCAGCCAAGCACGCGAUAUAGCUAACGACAUGAUCUCUCCGAUUGGUCUCUCUGGGUUUCCGCGCCUCCGUCCCAAAGUCUCCGACGAAGACUACAUAAUCCCCUCCCGCCCAGCCAGGGAUAUCGUCUUCUCACCAGCGCUCAGCCCUGAUUCCAACUCUUCAGUCCCAUCUCAAUCCCAACUCAACAUGACAAACACAAUCUACCUCAUCACCGGUGCAAACCGUGGAAUCGGCCGCGGCCUCGUCGCAGCGCUCCUGUCCCGCCCCAACAUAACCGUCAUCGCCGCCGUCCGCAACCCCAACGCCGAAUCCUCAACCUCCCUUGCAGCCCUCCCAAAAGCACCCGAGUCGGUCUUAAUCAUCGUGCAAAUCGACUCUCAAUCCCCCACCGACGCAGCCACCGCCGUCGAAACCCUCCAAACAACCCACGCCAUCACGCACAUCGACGUCGUCAUUGCUAACGCCGCGGUAGGCAACGACUACUCGCCCGUCCGCAGUGUCCCCCUCUCCGUCGUCCGCGAGCACGUCGAGACCAACGCCUACGGGCCCUUGGUGCUGUACCAAGCAGUGUAUCCGCUCCUCAUCAAGAGCGCGAAGCCCAUAUUUGUUGGUGUCGGUAGCGCGAUGGGCACGAUCGGGGCCAUGGAGCAGAGACCGUUCCCGAGCGCCGCGUACGGGCCAAGUAAAGCGAUGCUGCAUUGGAUCGUUCGCAAGAUCCAUUUUGAGGAGGCGGACUCGGGCGUUGUGGCUUUUGUUGCGGAUCCCGGCUGGGUCGACACCGAUAUGAGCGAUCAUUCUGCCAAGGUACUGGGCGUUCCGAAGCCCGCUCAGGCUGUUCCAGAGACUGUCGAUGGCAUUCUGGGAACAAUCGACGGGGCGACGAGGGAGUCGGUUGGUGGGCAGUGGCGCGUUUGGGAUGGGUCGGAGUUCCCCUGGUAGAGCGAUUCGGUUUACUUCUGGGGAGUCCAGAGCAAGACAAGGACUGUUAUCUCUCGACUCCUAAUCCGAAGAGGUUAUCCGUGGUGAGAUAUGCCAAAUGGGGUGGAUUGGUUUGAGAAAGGUUCUCGUCUCGGACCUACACAAGCUUACUGAUUGAAAGGAAGCUCUGCAAGGGAGUCCGACUGGAUCUUAAGCUUCUCUAACUCGCAUAAAUAUGGGGUACCUAGAAUGUACAUCAAGACCCUGAUACCACUAUAGAUCCAUUAUGCUAUAUCCACCCAUCCACUCAACAUCGAGGUAGUUUAGCGUGGAGAAGUAUGUCGCCAUGCAUACAGCGCGUUGAGACCCGGUAGGCCGAUGUUGCGAUUCCCAUUCAUUGUGCCGAAAGAUUUCUUGUCGAUGGCCUUCUCGAGACGGGGAAAAGGCGGGACUCGGCGGCUGAAGUUGAAUACCAACAAUGGGAUGGAUAAAAUCCGCCGUAAGCGGCUAUUCAACCUCGGAACGCG